Perkinsus marinus ATCC 50983 is the source of this 1746-nucleotide messenger RNA. RefSeq lists its product as hypothetical. The transcript has 11 exons. The record is from RefSeq and is a predicted model, not a curated record. NCBI's taxonomy places the organism in Eukaryota, Perkinsozoa, Perkinsida, Perkinsidae. Bases 1 to 1746 code for a protein of 581 amino acids.
AUGAGCAGCUACUUCUCAAGCUCGACCUCGGCCGCAGCCCCCACGAUAAGCGCUACCGCACAGGACUUCCAAAUUCACGCUUUGGAGGUGCAGUUGGCUGGUGUCACUGAGGAGCGCGAUGCACUAGUUCGGCGUUUGAAAAAACACAAGUUCUGGUCGUCAUCAUCUAGCAUGUGGAUACUGCAGCUCCAAGAAAAACAAGAAGAGAUAACAUCGUUGCAAGUGAAAAUGGCCAACAUGGAAGCCAGGCUGGCGGAGCUCUCCCGCCCCUCGCAGUCAAGUGCUGUCAUAACACCCUCACUGGCGACCUCAACGAUGAUCGAUGGGGAGUGUCAGACGACUCUGGAAGGCUCAUGGGGAUGCGCUGAAGAUGGAUCCGAGGACAGUUCGCCGUCCUACUUCUCGUCAAUCAAUGCAGCUCUGGCUGAUGCUACUAAGGCCGAGCUGGUCAAGAAGGUCAGGGCACUCCAGCGGCAAGUGGAAGUGAUGCGGCCAAAGGUAUCCCAGUGCUACGCUCUUGACGCUGAGGUAACUCAGUUGAAGGAGAGUAUGAAGAACAGAGGCGGCGGCGGUGGCGGCAUUGAUAGUGCUGUGGAUACGUCGGGUCUACACUUUAUGGAAAACGCGUCGACUCAGACGGACUCUUCAGUUGCGUCUCAUGGAGGUAGCCAAACCGUGGCGGCCUGGCAACAGGUGGGCCAACUUCGGGAUAAGCUACGCGACACAGAGAUAGCGUUGAGGAGGUCACAAAGACAACUGUCUGAUCUCCAAGAGCAGCACGCGCGUGCAGGAGCGGAACUGAGGGCAUCAUGGGCGAAGCGAGAGGCUGAGACCAGCAUGACCAACGUCAUGGCUCUUUGCCCGUCGUGUUCGAAGUCGACCAGUGGUAGUGAGAAGGACGACAGCUCGACAGUAGAAAAGGAGGCGGAGGAAAAGCUUGAGGAAUUGAAGUUGUCUCUGGCGACCUCACAGGAGCGGGUUGAUAGCUUCGCCAACGAGUUGUUCAAAGCUCAAGAUCAGCUUAGUUCUGCUAGUAGUCAGCUGAUACAGCAAAGACGGAGGAUUAAUGGUAUGGAAAAGGAGAUAGAGGCAUUGAAGAGGAAGCUGUCGGAGCAGUACGAACUGUCGGCCCAGAGGCGAGAGGGUGACCAGUCUUUGGCUGCUAGCCGUCAGGAAGUGAUUGAUGAGCUCAGUGACCAGAUCCGAUCAUGGGUGGCAUCUCAUCGGGAGCUCUUGCAAAAGUACCAGGCGUUGGAGCGGGAAGCAGAGCUAUUACGGAUAGAGGUGGCCGAUCGAGCUUCGGAGUUGUCCUUGGCGCAGGCGAGAGCUGAUAAGGAAGUGUCCAAUGCUCGAGCUUUAAAGAUAGAGUACGCUGAGGCGACGAGCCAACUUGCGAUCGCACGACGGAAGGUCGAUGAGUUGAAGGCAUCACAUGUUGGCAUUAGGUUUGACGAUACACUCUGCACUGUGCGGUCCAGCGGUGGGUUCGAGUACGUCUGGACCAUCUCAAGGGUCGCCAUCCUUUGGUGGGAGUUCCUCUUCUUGCGAUGGUUACCCGAUCGCGCAAGUUGCCGAUGCGGCUUCGUCACGAUCGGCAGCUUUGGUACAACAUCUAAUGCGGCGAGGAUCUCUCAAACGUCGAGGAUAGCUGCCUCUACUUGUCCGCUGUCUUGCUGGGGACCUCCUAAGCUGUUGAUACCUAAGCUAGGGUGGAUCAAAAAUGAGCGCCUCGAGGUUGUAUCGUAG